This is a messenger RNA of Hypanus sabinus (Atlantic stingray), 4382 nucleotides long. RefSeq names its product tigger transposable element-derived protein 1-like. Bases 411 to 1397 code for a protein of 328 amino acids. The record is from RefSeq and is a predicted model, not a curated record. The transcript has 3 exons. NCBI's taxonomy places the organism in Eukaryota, Metazoa, Chordata, Chondrichthyes, Myliobatiformes, Dasyatidae. Gene Ontology annotation, cellular component: nucleus. Gene Ontology annotation, molecular function: DNA binding.
GUGUGAAGGGAGACGAAAUACUCUGCACACUCUGGAGGAACUCAGCAGGUCGGGCAGCAUCCGUGGAAACCACGAAGGAUCGCGGCCCGAAUCGUUGACUGCUCGUUUCCACGACCUGUUGAGUUCCUCCAGCGUGUUGUGCGUGAACGUGAAGGGACGACAGGGCAGCACCUGGACUAUAGGUGUCCCCCGCUUUACGAAAGUUCGCUUUACACCGCUUCGCUUUUACGAAAGACCUUCAUUACUACCCUGUUUUUGCUAACCAAAGAGGAUUUUCGCUUUUACGAAAAAAGGCAGCACGCCAAGCUCCUCUCCAGGAACUACACUCAGUGUCAAGCCGCCAUAGCUUAAACACUUGUCUGUGAGCAUCUGUCCUUUAUCUCAAUUUAUUCUGUGCAUCUGUUGGCAGGAUGUGUCCUAAGGUAUUGGAAAAGCCUAAGAGAGCUCGUAAGGGUGUUACGCUCAGCGUAAAACUGGACAUAAUUAAGCGUCUCGAUCGUGGUGAACGAAAUAAAGACAUUGUACGUGCGUUAAACUUGCCUGCAUCCACCAUUCGUACUAUUUACACGCAGAGAGAACGAAUCUUGAAAGCUGCCGAUGUUGGUUCUGCGAGUAGCAAAGUGGUCUCUUUUAGUCGGCAUCCAGUAAUGGAUAAAAUGGAAAGUCUGUUGCUUGAGUGGAUUGAUGGGUGUAGAAAGUGUGGUGUCCCAUUAAGUUAUCUUACACUUAAGGAGAAAUCAGUCAGUCUUUUUAAUAAGCUGAAACAGAAAGCACUGGACGAUGGUGACGAAAGUGUUGCAAAAGUGGAAUUUAAAGGUAGUCAUGGGUGGUUUGAUCGGUUUCUGAGGCGAGGGCAGCUUCAUAGCUUAAAGGUUACUGGAGAGAGUGCUUCGGCUGAUACUGAAGCUGCCGAAAAGUUCCCAGAAGAACUGACAGAUGAAGAGCUGAUGCAGUUGAAAGAGGAAAGGAUAACAAUCAAAACCGAAUGUAAUAACGAACAGCCAGAAAGUGAAGUCAUCCGAGAACUGAACGUGAAGCACUUGAGUGAGAUUUUUGCUAAGGUUGACAGGGCUGCAAUGAUUGCAGAAAAGUAUGACUUUAAUUUUGAAAGGGCAUGUAGGUUUAGGGCAGGUUUGCAGGAUGUUUUGAGCGCUUACAAAGAACUGUAUGAUAGAAAAAUGUGCGAGGCUAAGCAGUCAAGCAUACUGUCGUUUUUCAAGCCUUCCACAUCAGCCACAGCAGAAGAUGAACCUGGACCUUCGACAUCGAGGCGGGCAGCCAUCGAAGAAGGUGUAGACGCUAGGGAUAUGCAUGCCCUGAUGAAUUCAGACGACGACGAAAUGACAAGCCAGUCUCCUGUACCUCCCACCACCCCAGCCUCCGACGACUCAGCCUAACACACCAUCAUCAGUGUGCUCGCUGUCUUCCCGAUUCCGAUCCGAGUCAGUUCAGAUAGGCAAAAACAUUUCCUGAUUGUGGACUUCAGGAGAGGGAAACCAGAGGUCCAUGAGCCAUUAAUCAUCAGAGGAUCGAAGGUGGAGAGGGUCAGUAACUUUAAAUUUCUGGGUGUCACUAUCUCAGGGUGUCUUGGACCCAUCAUAUAAAAGUUAUUGCGAAGAAAGCAUGACAGCGCCUCUACUUCCUUAGGAGUCUGUGGAGAUUCAGCAUAUCAUCGAAAUCCUUGCCAAACUUCUCUAGAUGUGUGGUGAAAAGUGUGCUGACUGGCUGCAUUACGGCCUGGUAUGGGAACACCAAUGACUUUAAACAGAAAUCCUACAAAAGGUAGUGGAUUUGGCCUAGUACAUAACAGAUAAAGCCCUCCCAACCAUUGAGCACAUCUACAUGAAACACUGUCAUGGAAAGGCAACAUCUGUCAUGAAAGAUCCUCACUACCAGGUCAUGCUCUUUUCUCACUGUUGCCAUCAGGUAGAAGAUACAGGUGCCUCAGGCCUCGCACCACCAGCUUCAAGACAGUUGCUACCUCUCAACCAUCAGGCUCUUCAACAAAAGACAUAAUUACACUCAUUUAUUGAGGUGCUCCCACAGCCGAUGAUCUCACUUUAAGGACUCUUUAUCUUGGUAUUUGGUACUCUUGUUAUUUAUUGCUAUUUAUUUAUAUAAUUUCAACAAUUUGUUGUUUUCUAUGCUCUUACUCUUUCAUUGAUCCCGUUUACAGUUACCAUUCUAUAUAUUUGUUGAGAAUGUCCACAGGAAAAGGAAUCUCAGGGUUGUAUGUGGUGACAUGUAUAUACCCUGAUAAUAAAUCUUUCUUUUAGCUUUGAACUUUUAAACUUUGAAAUGUUCCCCUUUAAAGUCUUUGAACUUGUUUAUUUGUUGAGCACACAAGUGAUUCACUUAUCAAACUUAGGAAUUUUAUGUCUGUGUUAAUACAGUUUUAAUUAAAAUUGCCACAUUUUGACAACCGAAAAACAAAAUUUAAUUGUGGUUAUGUUUCCAGAAAUAAGACUAAAUAAGUUACAGCUUGCAGAAUAAGGAGCUUUCACUUGCAAAUUAGUUACCAUAACAACAAUGUGAAUGGUUUCAGACCUCACUAAUAAGGCUGCUUACAUUUCAUUUCCCAAAGAAUUGGUGUGUGACAGCUUCUCCAAAUGUCUCACGUUUUAAAUCCAGUGGAUAAGGUGAAAACGUUAGGAUCGAAAGCAUCAAGUGCUAAGCUGCCAAUCCCUGUGGUGACUUCAGAAGAUGAAAGAAAGAGAUUGAUACUUGCAUCUCUAUACAAUGUACAAAUGUCAAGAAAAAUAUCACUAUUUAUUUAUUGAUUGCGAUACAGAAUGGAAUAGACCCUUCAAGACACGCUGCCCAGCAACCCCUGAUUUAACUUUAUCCUUAUCACAGGACAGUUUACAAUGACCAAUUAAUCUAUUGACCUUUUGGACUGUGGGAGGUAACAAAGUAUCCAGAGGAAACCCGUACAGACACAGGGAGAACAUACAGGCAGCAGUGGAAGUUGAACCCAGGUAGCUGGUACUGUAAAGCGUAGUGCUAACCACUACGCUACCCUGCUACCCCAUUGUAUUAAACCAAAAAGAUUAAGUUUUAGUUUUAUUUGUCAAAUGUGUAUCGAAAUAUACAGAAAAAGGUGUCUUUUGCGUUAUUAACCAGUGUAGCUGAGGCAGCCUGCCAUUGUCGUCAUGAUUCCGACAGCAACAUAGCUUGCCCAGAACUUACUAACCCUAACCCAUAACUUUGGAACAUGCGAGAAAUAAUGUUUUAUUGAUUAUUACUGCUAAAAUUGAGGGAAGCUGGUGUCGUUCACACUAAACCUAUUUUACAGUGCCUUGAAAAAAUAUUCAGCCCCCCCACAACAAUUUUCAUAUUUUACUGUCUAAAUUUCUAAGUUUAAAAUAUAUUGAAAUACGAUCUUUGAGCUAAUUUACAUUACAUUGUGCAUCAUGUCAAAUCAAAACAAAAAAAUCCAAAAUCUGUCAACAAUUUACUAAAAGUCAAAAACCAAAAUUGUACAGUGAAAAAGUAUUCAUCACCUUUGGAAUUACUAUGCUAACUUUCCUCAGGCACAGUACUCUAUAUUGCCUUACCAACUCACCUAGGUGACAUAGAAAGUUGGAGGAUCACCUGUUUUCAAUGAAUUCAUAAGAAGAAACACCCCCUCUCUCUGUGAGUUUCAGCAGUGUGGUAGAUUUUCAACAGAUCAAAGCAAAAUGAAGACAAAAGAGCAUUCAAGACAAGUCAGGGAAAUGAUAAUUGAGAAGUACAAACCUGAGGAAGAGUAUGACAUUAAAGACACUGAAAAUAAAUCUAUUCCCUUGCAUCCUUAUGGUAGUCUUAGAUCCACAAAUACUGAUCAGCCUAGACUUCCUAGAGUCAAGCAUUUAAGAAAUGGUCAGUGGCAUUUUGUUUUUAUUCAACAAAAAUCUGGAAAAUUCUGCUGACUGAGAUAAGCCUGGCUAAUUCUAUGGAAAGCCUACUUUUUUUAAAAAAUUUGGUCUGCUUAUAGGUGUAAUGGCUUCUUUGUAAUGUUUCACUGCUAAGGUAAUGGUUUCUCUGUAGCAGCAAUGUUUGGGUUAUGGCUGGAGAUAACAGGACUGUCGUAUGCCUGUUAACCAAUUGGAGAUUGUUGCUGUCUUGUGUAUCUGGAAGGAUGUUGUUUAUCGUGAUCUUUUGUCAAGGAGAGAUGAAGAGGGAAGAGGCACGUGGAGAGAGCUGGUAGACCACCGGAUGGAGCGGACUGGGAUGUGAGGAUCUGAAGGUCAGCGACGUUUGGAGGAGACCGAUGGUGGAAGGAUGACUACUGAGUGAGCUCCAAUGUGACUUUGACUUGGGCCCUUUUUUUCUGUUUGUUUAUUUUCAUUACUAACAGUAUAUUCAGAUUAAGGUUCAUAAAGUUCUAUCAUUUAAUUGCA